AUGAGUUUGCCUGUAUACAAAGAAAUGGCUGAAAGGACUAAAAUUUCUCUUAACUGUGUUGUUAAAGAGAAUCCUAUUAAAGGCCAGUUCAGAAUUAAAAUUGAUGAAAAUGAUUUUAUUUGUGACCUUCGAGAAGCUAUAAAGGAAAAUCAAAAAGAUACUUUUGAAUAUGUGCUUGAACAACUUCAAAAUGCUGACUCAAAUGUCGAGUCUGUUAUAAAAGGUAUCAGGAUUAUAGAAGGAUUCAGAAAGAUUGGAUUGCAUUUUAAUAAUCCAGAUCCAAAUAAAAUUAAUCUUGUAGUCCAAGAUCUGUCCAAAAUUGGUGUAACAAAAGCUAAAAACCCACCUUCUGAUCCUGGUUCUGAUGUCAAGGGUUUUUAUGACUAUGAUAAAGAUAAUGAGAAUAACUCCAUCUCAUUAACUUCAAACAAUAUUACAGCCUUUAAUAAGGAAAUUGAGAAUCUGGAUCCUGGUGAUGAAGAUAGUGAUGUGGGAUAUGAUACUCCUUAG
Messenger RNA from Funneliformis mosseae, 510 nucleotides. The record is from the annotation of a GenBank genome assembly. Lineage: Eukaryota; Fungi; Glomeromycota; Glomeromycetes; Glomerales; Glomeraceae.